Messenger RNA from Coccidioides posadasii C735 delta SOWgp, 516 nucleotides. RefSeq lists its product as uncharacterized. NCBI's taxonomy places the organism in Eukaryota, Fungi, Ascomycota, Eurotiomycetes, Onygenales, Onygenaceae. The record is from RefSeq and is a predicted model, not a curated record.
AUGGCUGGCUUUGGAAACACCUGGGGUCCCGGCGGACGCCUCGACCAGCCCAACUGGGAAGAUGAAAUGCAGAGUGGCACCCAGCAAGACUAUAAUGCUGACGAGGGCAUUCGGUCGGAUCCCAUGUCCGAAUCAUCGCAAAGGUAUUCCAGCGGCCAUGGCCAGGAGUACGACCAACAGCACACCGCCAUGCAAGGAGAUGGCAGAGCUCAGGGUGAAGAUUGGGGUGGAAGAUAUCAAGGCGGAACUGCCCAAGCGUACCCGCAGACUGAAAGCACACAGGGUGGAUAUGGUCAGAGAGGCAUGGGCGGACAAGGAAUGCACAGUUUCUCCAGAAUUGGAGAAGAUGAGCCGAGUGACGAGAGGUUUAUGGGUGAGCAUGGCAGUCAGGGGUUCGGAGAGCAAGAACAGCAGGCUGAGAAACAGUCCAAGCCUAGUGGUAUUCUCGGCUGUAUCAGCAGCCUCGGGGAUAGGGCACAAAGGGCUGCGGAAUGCAGGUUUGGUGGCGGUUCUUAA